GAAAUUAAAUGAAAGUAAGUAAUUAUAUAUAUAAAGGGUCGGCAAACCAACGCUGCAUGCGUAGGAAUGAAGCAAUUUUCUCUACAUUUGGAAACGCGAGAGUCCAGUAUUUGCAUUCCAAAUGCCUACAAUGGCUAUCCAAACAAACUACGCUAAAUUCAACUGGUUUCCCAGCGGUCUUCCGGUGUAUCUUAACUUGGUUCCUGCUAUUUUGCAGUUGGUCGUGGUUCAGAGCAAUAUUUUCGUCGUUGCGGUUUUUCUAGGGAAAAAAAUGUACUUUGGCAUCAAUGUGAUUCUUAUUGGGAUGGCAAUAGCAGAUGCGGCAAGUGUGACUUUGCUGAUGGUAUCGUAUUGGUUCGCUCUGGUACUAUAUAAUCAUUCCUCGGGUUCAUUCACCGAGAACCAGGUCCAUUUCCUGUGUGUGACGUACAAAUACGGAACAAGCGUCUCCAUCACGUUCAACAUGGUCUCAAUAUGGCUAAUGGUGUGUCUGGGAGUUGUGAAAUUUUUACUGGUGCGUUUUCCAUUGCAGGCUAAGAACAUGCUAACCACUGGUAGGCUGCUAUUUGCAACGUUUCUGGUUUACGUGACAGCCAUUCUGUUUACGUUUCCUCACUAUGUCACCGAUAAUUACGAUAUGUCGGCUAAAAUCUAUUACGGAAAACCAAAAGACCAAGAUAUUUUCUAUUGUGCUAUUAGAAGAAAAAAAGAAGACGAUUUCGUCAUGUAUUUGGAAAACGACGAUCGGUUAGUGCGAUCCAUUUGCGUUCAUCUCAUCCCCAUUGUUGUACUUCUGUGUACCAAUUCAUUUUUCUGCUACAAACUUGUAAGAAAGAACGGCAUCGUCGACCCUUCUCCGAAAUUCUUACGAUCUGUGAAAAUCGUCUGUGCUCUUACUGUCAUUUAUUUAUUGACAGAAAUACCAUUCACAAUUUUCUUCUGUCUUCAAUACUACGUGGGGGUCACAGAGAAUCCAAUCAGCUUCCACGUAACAAACGUCUUUUAUAUAACGUUUACGCUAUACGUGCUGCGAUUCCUGAAUUAUCUCAGCAAUUUCUGGGUUUACCUUGUUCUGAAUAAGAAAUUCCGUCAAGCUUGUUGUUCUAUGUUUUGUCGAAGAAGAAUUUAACAUCUUUGAUAAAAAAUUAUAAUAAAAUUUUUAAUGGGA
Magallana angulata is the source of this 1168-nucleotide messenger RNA. RefSeq lists its product as uncharacterized. Lineage: Eukaryota; Metazoa; Mollusca; Bivalvia; Ostreida; Ostreidae. Gene Ontology annotation, molecular function: G protein-coupled peptide receptor activity. Gene Ontology annotation, cellular component: plasma membrane. Gene Ontology annotation, biological process: G protein-coupled receptor signaling pathway. The record is from RefSeq and is a predicted model, not a curated record. The transcript has a single exon. Bases 122 to 1129 code for a protein of 335 amino acids.